Molecule: messenger RNA, 15058 nt
Organism: Corythoichthys intestinalis (scribbled pipefish)
Lineage: Eukaryota; Metazoa; Chordata; Actinopteri; Syngnathiformes; Syngnathidae
Gene: ino80da
Product: INO80 complex subunit Da
Exons: 10
Coding region: 529-3372 (947 amino acids)
Cellular component (GO): nucleus
Source: RefSeq, a predicted model, not a curated record
GCAGCAGGGCACGUUAUACACAGACACUUGUAUCGAGAUGAAUUGGCCGCUUCUAUGUGGAUUUGUCACUCAAACAGCCCCGCUCGGACCUCUCGCCAUAAAAGUGCACUAAAUGCUGAACAUGGCAACGACACUGUCACACUUUUUGUUGCACUUCGACAAUGUGGGCGCUCUUAACAAAGUUGAAUUUCCAAUAUGGUUGGAGAGGUUGUUGUUGUCGAGCGGGUUGUUGUCAUGUCCCCGCAGUGCCUGUAGUGGUGCUGUGAGGGAGUCUGCCGUGGAUCUGACAAAAUCCUUAGCACCCUACCUACUGCUUAAAAUUUGAUCGGGCGCUUAUUUCACAUGCAUCCGAAAAUCAAGUCGCGCCUGGCUCGAUGAAGAUCACUCUUGUUAAUCUAUCUCGGGACAUCGAUGCACGAAUAGCCUAGCGGAUCGUAUUAAGACAUUUCGGCCGUCUAUCUGGGGGCGAAUACCGUACAGCGGCCCGUACCAAUUCAAGCUGAUGUUGUCAAGGACAAGAGUCACGUGAUGUAUGAAGGCAAACACAUACAUUUCUCAGAGGUGGACAAUAAGCCGUUGUGCUCAUACAGCCCAAAGCUCUGCAAGCAGCGCAGACUCAAUGGCUACGCUUUCUGCAUUCGGCAUGUUUUGGAAGACAAGACCGCCCCCUUCAAACAGUGUGAAUAUGUGGCCAAGUAUAACAGUCAGCGGUGUACCAACCCCAUCCCUAAGUCAGAGGAUCGCAGGUACUGUAACAGCCACCUGCAGGUCCUCGGCUUCAUCCCAAAGAAGGAACGGAAGAAGAAACACGAUGCUCUGGAGGAAAUGCGUUCGCGGGCCCACCUGGAGUCGGUGGCUCUGAACAUAACACUGCCCUCCUUACCUUUACCCUUGGCUUCCAACGGUCUGAACGAACUUCCGCCAUCGCCACCCUGUUCGCGUCUACUAGCCCUUCCCGACGGGGAACUCCUGGAUCCAUUUACCUUUUACGAGGAUGAUACGGACGGGGAGGAGAUUGGUCCUCUUCGUAAAAGCAACGCCAUCAAGAAGAAGUUGCAGAGUCGGCUGGUGCUGAACCAGAAAAUCUGCCGGGACGUAGACCCUUUCCAGACACCUUCUGAGCACUUUAGUCCCACCCCUGUGCCCCGUGUGCACCCCUCCUCUCCGCUCAACACGCACGCCCCACGGCAGCAGUCAGGUCUUAUCCAGCCACCCCCUCAGCAGGGUCUAUUAUGCAAUCCAGCACCACCUCAGACAGUCAACUACUUGCCUCCUGGGACACCCGUUAAUGCAACACCCAGUCCCGCGCAGCCAUCGGGGCCGUCGCUCAGCAGGAAAACACCUUUUGCUUCCAAUCACGUGGUGGUCAUGCGGCCCACCUCCUACUCGUCGUCGGCCCGCUGCCUAGCCAGGUUGCAGCAUUUAGUACAGCUUUGUGCUAAGAGACACCAGGAAUACGGAGACUUCUUUCCUCAUUUAGGACUGGACUGGUCGGAGGACAGUGCUGACAAUGACGAUGAUGAUGAAGAAGACGAAGCAGAAAGAUUUAUUCCAGGCUUGAGCAGUUGGAGACCACAGAACGGGUCGGAGGACGACACGGGCUCCUCGCGAAGUACGCGAUUGCUGAGACUUUGCUCAUACUUGCAGCAGAAGUACAAGCACAUGUGUAGGCAGGAGAGGGCGAGUAUCCGCCAGAAAAGGUACCGCUACGCUUUCCGCAAAGCGUUGGUGCACGCUGCCAGUAAAGAUCCAGACUGUGCUGGGCAGCUUGUCCAGGAGAUGCGUGGUGCCUCUCAAAGCCCCUCAAGCGCUGGUUCAGGGCGUCACCACGGUGGGGCAACUGCAAGACUCCACAACAUGGAUCCAGGCACGUGUACAGGCAGCACAAAAGGCCAGGCCUGCGACAACCGAGCGCUGCCCUUCACUAAACAUUGUUUUCAGCACAUUCUGUUGAAUCGCUCACAGCAGCUGUUUGCAAGCUGCACCGCAAAGUUUGCAGACGGUCAACAGUGCUCCGUUCCCGUGUUUGAUAUCACGCAUCAGACGCCACUCUGUGAAGAGCAUGCCAAAAAGAUGGAUAACUUCCUACGUGGGGACGGCAAUCGGCGAGUGCAACAACACCAUCACCAACACCACCACCAUCACCACCACCAGCAACAGCACCAGCGUAAGCCACGCAAAAAGACCAAACCACCGGCGCUCACCAAAAAACACAAGAAGAAGAGGAAAUUGCCACGGCGGCCUCAGAAACCCAUUCCUCCCGCGCUGCCUCAGAGCUACCUGGGACUGCCGACAAUGAGCCUCGGCGUCUCUACACAGGCCAGCAUCAGGAGCCCAUCGACUCCAGAAUUGAGUACAGAUGAACUUCCUGACGAUAUCACCAAUGAAAUGGAAGACAUUCCGAAUGACCUCGAGCUAAACCAGGAGGAUUUUUCUGAUGUUCUACCCAGACUACCUGAUGAUCUUCAGGAUUUCGACUUGUUUGAAGGCAAGAACGGGGAGUUGCUGCCCACCACAGAAGAGGCGGAGGAGCUGGUGCGCGCCUUGCAGGCCAUGGGGUCCUACCCGGACUCCUUGGUAUGUCUGACCUCCAUAGGAGACCUCGCCCCCUCAGAAGGAGUGGACCACCGAGCCAUGACGGUCUUUUCCGGCGCGGUCCAACCGGGGGGCAUGGCAGACAUCCUUCACAGUCGCCUCCCGACGGACAACUUUCCAAGCCUGGAACUAGAGGACAACAUACUGCAGUCCACGGCGGGCCACUUCCCUCCAUCGUCGCCAUCUCAGCCCACGGACCUUCCCCAAACGUUACCUGCCUCCUCUGCGGCACCUCUCGCUCAGGCCCCCGAGCGGACGUUCACCUGCACGCGCCCACCUCACAUCCUGGCCAAGUCGGAGGCGGCCACAGCAUCUCCGUACAGCGACCAAAUCCCCUCCUCACCCCAAGACAGCCCCUUCCAGACAGACGCCCCUCUGCUGCUGGAACCCCCGCGUUCGUCGUGGAACAACCUCCCCCUCGCCGACCCGGCGCAGUUCGGUAAUCUCAUGGCGGCAGAGAGUCAUCUCAUAUCAACAUCGCUGUCCACCCCUCCGGCCGGCGCCCACGGCGUCAACUCUGUGACGCUGCAGCCUCUGGCCGCGCCCCUAGGACCUCUUUCCUCAUCCCCGCACGAUUCCCUGACCUCCCUUCAGCCCAAGCAGCAGCUCCCGCAGUUCAGCGCCGCCUUCGGCCACCAGCUGGCCUCGCACAGCGGCAUUCCUAACGACCUGCAGCCCAGCCACAGUUCCACGGCGCCACCCGCCGGCUUCUCCAUCGUUAGUGCCACCACUGCAAGUGCCAAUAGCGCCUCCACCCCUUUCACGCAGAGUAACUAAUCAUGGUUUUUGCAUUAUAUUUUUCAUGUCCUUGAAAAUUGUUGGGUACCAUUGCUAGCAAUAGGAAUCCGGUCUAUUUGAACUGGGAGGGUCAGCAACGAAUGGAUGAUUCUCAUGAAGCUAACAUAAACUAUGUCUUUGUAGAUUUUAGGUCAUGAAAAUGGUGAAAUUCACUGAAAUAGUUCAUUUUUAGUUGAAAGAUGGUUAUGUCUAUAAUGUGGCCCAGUCCACGAUUUGUUACCAAAUUAGUAUUUUGUAUGUUUUUUUAACUGAUUUUAGAGUAAAUUCAUUACUGUAAUGGGUCCAUGAAAAGCUUUGAUGUUUUCACCUUAAUACAGCUCCAUACGUAUUCAAUUCAUUUAAUUAAAACAUAUACAUUUGUUUAAAACUAAAUAAUUUAGCAGAUUAUGAUAAGAUAUAAUGGUUUCUUACUUUGUAUAAAAAAUAUUUAAGAAAAAUCUAGUGUCCAAGCUUGCAGUUUUCAUUAUUGUUGCACCGAGUUCAUGAUCGUGUCAUAUCACCAUGUAAGACUUUUGUUCUCAAGUUCUAAGUGGUAGUUUUUUUCGUCGCAUUGACAUAUAAAAACAGUUUUGUUUCCCAAAAAGUUUGGGUUUGUGGUCACGACUUUGAAAUUCUAUUAUCCACUUGUCUUUAUUGUUGUACUUUCUAAUGCUUUUAUAUACGGUAUACAGGUUGUGUAUAUUUUCCUCCUUUCUCUAUAGGGCAUGGCAUUUAACAAAUAUUUUCUUUAUAACUAGGACGUAAAAUCGGAAAGCUUUAAUAUAGCCUCUAAUUUAGUUAAACCAAACUUUAACCUGUUUUGUUGGCACUUUUUCCAUUUAGUUUGGACCCAGGCAACACAAAAUUAUUACAAGCCAGGAACAAUUUUUUUCUGUAACAUUGUGUAAUCUGUGUUUUUUUUUGUUUGUUUGUUUGUUUUAAAUAAUUCUGACCCAUAGUACACCACAAAGAUGGCUACAGGGGAAGCUUGUUUGACCUUUUUUGAUAUGUUAAAAGUUAAUGUUUACAUAUAUUUGCCUACUCCUCCACAGUAGGUGAUCAUUACCAUAAUGUCUAAUAAUACAUGUUUUUAGACAUUUAUUGUAUUUUACUGUAAAAAUAUUAGGGAGCUCAAACUUACUGAGUCAUCACAGCAUUCUCCUACUUUAAGCUAGCUUUGGUAAAUAUCCUUCAUUACCGUAAUGCAGAGUUUUCAUGAGAAUCACCUAAAUGAUUGAUUAUUUGCUGAUGGGCCUCCCAGUCCAAAUGUAUUGGACGUCUAUAGCCGUCAGAGGCAGCCAAUGAGUUAAGCUUGAUAUGGGAAAUGCUCAAACUGCGUUCCAAAGGCGAUGGCACAUGUCAAACCCAGUGCACACAUUUGAUCAUAAAUUUUUGCACAACGCCAAGGGGUCUCAUCAAAACCUUCGCAGUACAGUACCUUGACUUAUGUGCACACCAACUUAUACAUUUUUAAAAAUUUUACUUUCAUUAGUAGAACAAGUUUGUGCACUAGUAGGGCAGAACGAUUUUAAGAAGAAAUGAUAGCUCAGUCUCUUUGAUCAGCAUCGUCAUGUUUAAUAGAUCAUAUCAUCAGUUUAAUAUAACUGAACUCCGUGAGGUUGGCUUCCGUAAAGUUGGCUCCCCAUCAGAUGCAAAUUUAUAGAAAAAUUGUCAUUUGUUUGUGCUAGGUUUGUGCUCAUUUGUGCAAAAAAAAAAAAAAAAAAAAAUUUGUUUGUGCUGCUAUCGUUUUUGAGAUAUUUAGAAAUUAAUUUCGAGUGAUGACGUGACUCUCAGCCCCCAAUUUACUGCAAAAUGGACCCAAAAGGGUACCAUUCGUUUGUUCUACGUUUGCGCAAGUUGUUGAGACGUUCUCUUGUUAUUGAGAGGGUUGGUACUCUUCAUCAGCCGCAACGGAGUUUGAUUGACGUCAUCACUUGAAAUUGAUAUCUCAAUAUCUAUAAAACGAUAGCACAAAUAAAAAAUUUUACAGCACAAACUUAGCAUAAACGAAUGGCACCAUUUCGCAGGGGUGCUGGAAGUGGGUGCUUAAGAUCUUAUUUUUUCCAAUCUAAAAACAGCCGUUUCGGUCCAAAUUUGUCACACUCGUGCUUUUUCUCCAUACAAGGCGUGCAUAAUGGCAGUACACACGCAUGCUGGAUAGUUUACGUCCUACUACUAGGCUACUACAAAGACAGCGUUCUAUUUCACCUACAGUGUGGGUUUUUGUAUUGGAAAUUAAAGCACCCGCGUGUUAUAAUGCAAAUACCCGCAGCUAGACAGCGCAAUGACACACAUUUGUAAACUAAGAGGUCCAAUACACCUAUGUUGAACACCCACUUUUCACAACACUCAAAUUGCACACAAAUGUCCAACUGCACGGCAGCAGCUCAACAGCAACCACAAACAACAUGGCUACAAUGCAAGCCAUUUGAAGUUGUCCACAGUCUAAAUCUGCAGCUAACUUUUCCUCGCUAGGCACGAUUAUAAACCAUAAUCUUCAUUUUUGACCUCAAAUUGAAUUUUAGAAAAACUUAGCUGUUUUUGUAAAGAAAAUAUUGCUAAUUUGUUUUUGCGCCAUUUUAAUGCCUCCCCUGUCAACAGUUAAUUUUUCCAUUUCAAUAGCACCUCGUUCAACGUGACCUGGUAGCAAGCAAAGUAUCAGGUGGUGAACAUGUAAAUACCCAAAAAUAUAUAGAACAUUUUCACCGUAUAUAUUUAAUCCCCAAAGUUAAUUACUUCAAUUUUUCAAUAUGUUUUAUUGAUUGAUUUUUUUAACGAAAAAAAAAAUUACGAAAACACUGUUUGCUAACCAAAACCAGGGGAUGCCCCAAGACCCCACUUCCCACGCCACUGCCAUUUCGGGUCCAUUUUAAAAUAAACGGGGGGCUGUGUGACGUCAUCACUCGAAAUUAAUCUAAAAAAAACAAUAGCAGCACAAAUGAAAAUGUUUAGAGCACAAAGCAGCACAAACGAAUUACACAAUUUUUAGCUAUUUUAAUCAAAAUUGGGGGCCGGUUGCCCUCAGAUUGACCUAUAAAAGAUUGUUUAAUAUCUCAAAAACGAUUGCAAAAUUUUUUUCAGCACAAACAUAUCACUUAAUUUUUGUGUAAAAUUGCAACUGAUGUAAGGCCAACUUCACGGAGGUUAAUAACUGCCUUGGUCAUUUUUUUACAAAAAUGAUUUUUAAAAAUGUUCGCAAAUAUAAUAAAAAAAAAAGAACAAAUGGUUCCAUUUUUUGAGUUUCCUGAAAAACUCGACAAAAUCAAUUAGGCUUCGAUAUGCAGAUGCAAAUUGACUAGUAUGGCAGAUUUUGAAUAGUUCCUCAACUAAAGUCAAAUGUUAAUCAUGUUUUAGCGGUUAAUAACACCGGGAGAGAGAAACUGUAAAGCUAAACACUAAGAAAGAAAUUUCGCAUAUAGUUCAUUAUUUGAACGCCGGCUAGCUUAAUGCUACUAUACAAUGGUCAACACCAUUAUAUAGAAACUACCAAAAUACAUUGACGUAAAAAUCAAGUUUAAAAAAAUUACGAAAAUAAUCUUGAUCAGAUGAUAUAAAAAUUGAUAAUAGAGAUGUUCCGAUCAAAUAUUUUAGCGUCCGAGUCACCUGAUUUUGACAAUCUUCCGCUACUGUAAAAAAGGGUUGUUUAAAAAAAAAAAAGUUGUAAACAUGUUACAGUCCCACCGUGCCAACUUCAUAAUGUGAAUUACUUUUAAACAAGAUUAACAAAGAAAAAUGCUUGUCUUUAUGAAAUCAGCUCACGUCGCUGAGAACAGCGCUCCCUUACACACACACAAUGAGUUGCCACAGCACACUACCGCAAGUGUUUAACAAGCUAAACGGUGAUUUACGCAUUUGCCGUCUUUGAAGGUAGCGAUUCCAAGCUUCUUUGGCAAGAUCAAAUCCUCAACGCCUGUCAGUCACAUACCUAUCAACCCAAGGCGAUUGGCAAUCUUACAAAUAGUGACGUAUGCCCUUACAAAUUAGUGACUAAUCUUACAAUGUUGUAUAUAGCGUGCAAUAUGAAACAAAAAUAAAACUCAGUUUUUAAAAUAAUACGAAUUUUUGGUAAUAUUAUAACAUAUAACCUGGUGCAAUCAAAGAACAACAUCUUCAGCUACAUCAUGAUGACUAAAAUUUAACAGUGACUUUUAUUAUAAUUGUAUGUAGCACUUUUGGCCAUUUCUAUCAUGUCUUUUGACGGCUGCACUUCAGCUCGCAAUACAGUUUGACUUGAAGGUAGUUCGUUACUAUGUCCAAUUAUUAAAUUAAAAAGGUCAAUUGAUAAAAUUAACUUACCGAUGCAAUCUUUGAGUCAGGGAACAUUUGCUAAUUCUGAGAAGUGAUCAGCAAUAGUUGCGGGCAAAUUGUGUUCGGCAACAAAUUGGCAGAAUAAAAUCUCCGCUUUUUUCACUUUUCAUUCUGCAGGCUUCAUCUUUAUGACCAGUGCUGUUAAUCUUACUUUUAAAAAGUAAUUAAUUACAGUUAAAAAUUGCUUCUCCCAAAAAGUAAUUGCAUUAGUAACUUAGUUACCUGAAUGUAAGAGUAAUUAGUUACUUGGCAAAGUAACUGGUGUUACCUUUCAUGUUUAAAAAAAAAAAAAAAAUUCAAAAAAAAAAAAAAGAAAACAAAGAAACAUAUUAACCUUUGCUAUGUUUGGAAGUCAUUUAAUGUUGUGAAUCAACCGUUAAAGUUGUUAAAAUUGCUCCCGUUUUUGCAUUAGUUCCCUUCUGUCUACUUUCGACAUGCGAAAGUUUUAAAACUUUCAUCAUUUAAAGAUAGAUUCAAGUCAAGAUUUUGCCAAUUUAGGAGUAUUUUAGAUAUAAAGUUACUUAGGUUCGCUAGGAAGGUUCACUAAAACAGAGCGUUUCUGAGAAGUCUACUGCUUUAAGAUGGCGGCUGUUUACCAACGCCGCCGAGUCUGUCAUUUUGCAUGUAGUUCUCGGCGUAGAUUGUAGGGUAUUGGCUACAGUCAGGAAAUAUUGGAGCCAGCUAGCCUAGCAUCGAGUUUGCUACAGCGUCACAACAAACACUCCUCUCUCUCCGUGUCUGACUUUUCUCGCGUCAUUCAACCAAGGUAACGUAUAGCAACGCUCAUCGUCUCGUUGCCGAAACGGUGACAAAAUAAGAAUGGAGAAAAAAACGUAAUGCACGAAAAACGUACAGAUUUUGAACGUACGGCGUACUCAUUUAAAAAUCAGCGCUCACCUGUACAAAUUACGCCGAAACCGUACAACUUGACAGUUAUGCAAUCAUCAUUAACUUUAACAACUCCAAUACACUGCCUAACUGUGAAAAACAGCAGGGAGGAGACUGCAUGAAGCAAAAAAACAACUAUAUAUUUUUUAUUAAAAACCCGAUCCUUUUCACCUGAUUCCGAUCCGCGAUCACGCGAUCGGGGCGUUCCCUAAUAAGAAUUGUGAUUGCUUAUUGGGGAGAUUGCCCAGCUUACUUACUAGUGAGGUGUUAGGCACACGCCUGUUCUCGGAUGGUUGGGUAUCAUGAUAAUUGAGUUAUAAGAUGGAUCAACUCGUAAGUCAAGGUACUGCUGUAAGUGGGGUUUGGUCUGCUUGUAUGAGGCCUUGAGAUUUUGUCAGUCACAAAUUUGUAUUAAUGUGGCUAGCGGACCGAUAACACGAUAGUUGCUGAAUCCCGGAAAAACGUUCAGCUUGGAACGACACAGAUUUCACUUUUUCUUUUUCUUUUUCCACCUGUUUCAUACACUGCUCGUUUAAAAAAAAAAAAAAAAAAGAGAGGGGGGAAACAACCCCCCCAAAAAACACGCUCUUGAAUUACGUAAACUUGUUCAUUAAGUCACCCAAAUACUUUUAAAGCUGUUUUUAUAUGGUGUGUAUGCUGUACAUGUGCUCAUUUAUCCGUUUGGUUCUCGUCUAAAUCUCUGACCUCACUCUCAGCUGCGCGACCCAGUACACAAAAAGGUUAAGCAAAGCAAUAAACACAUUGACGUUCUCGUGUAUGGCGUCACCUGCCAAGUCCGGCGUGCGAUAGAUAGCUAUCCAGGGAUUUCGGUGUCUAUUUCCAAGGUGCUCUCUAUUAAUUUUUAGCCCUUAUUUAACUCCUAAGGGGUGUCCAUUAUAGGGUUCUACUUUUUUUUUUUGUAACUGUGAACUCUGAAUGAUGAAACAGUGGUCAUUUCAGUCCGAAAAAGCAGAGCCUCCCUAAAAUAUGAUUAUCGUAAUUUCCGGACUGUAAGCCGCUACCUUUUUCCUCAUUUUUGUAUCCUGCGGUUUAUAUUUCAGUGCGGCUUUUUCAUUAAAUUAUUUGGGUUAAUAGGUAACACUUUGACAGCGGUGCGUUUUUAUGACACUCAUGGGUAUUAAUGAAUGCUUAUGACAGAUGUCAUCAAGUGUCAUCAGGUAAAUUAUGUCACUAACUCCAUUUACGUCCAGCUUGGACAUUUUACAUCCAUUCAAAAGUGAGAUAAUUUGCCAGAUGACACAAAAUGGCAUCUAUCAUAAGCAUUCAUUAAUGCUCAUGGCAGUGUCAUUUCAUAAUUAUGAUAGUCUUAUGACAGUCUUAUGGCCAUACUGCCAAAUAAAGUGUUACCAAAAAAACAUAACUAGCAAUUAAUGAAACAACUGGAACAGUAACUGAAGAAAUAAUUAGCACAGAACAUGAAUUUUGAUAUGGCGGAAAACACUCGGCUGACUUGAAGUUCCGCUCUGAGACCCCCAAUUUGGCCAAAUUUCAAAAUUGUCCGAUAUGCAUGCGUGAUACAUCAUUGGAAAGCUUAAAAUCUCAAUUUUCUGGAGGGAGAAAAAUUUUGAACAGGAGGGGAUUUAAAAAAAGAAAAAAAAAUUAAACAGCAAAACCCUAUCUGGAGGUGAGAGCACGCGAGAGCAGAAUUACAGACGCCAUGACUUUAACGAGAUAUUAUCGCGUACUUACCUUGUUUCGAUCCAAAAACUCCAUUUAGCAUGUAUCACUGAGUGUCAAGACACAGCUGUGAAUGGCCACAGCUGAAUUUUGGGGGGAUUUUAUGGGUGAAACAUGGUACUAUAACAAGGGUCGCGAUGCAGAAAUCGCAGACAUCAGUAAGUGGUCGAGAUUUUUUUUUUCAUAUACAGUGGGGAGAGCAAGUAUUUGAUACACUGCCUAUUUUGCUGGUUUUCCCACUUGCAAAGCAUGUAGAGGUCUGUAAUUUUUAUCAUAAGUUCUCUUCAACUGUGAGGGACGGAAUCUAAUACAAAAAAGCAGAAAAUCACGGUGUAUGAUUUUUAAAUAAUAAAUUUGCAUUUAACUGCAUGAAAUAAGUAUUUGAUACAUCACAAAAAUCUAACUUAAUAUUUGGUACAGAAACCUUUGUUUGCUAUUACAGAUACCAAACGUUUCCUGUAGUCCUUGACAAGGUUUGCACACACUGCAGCAGGGAUUUUGGCCCACUCCUCCUUGCAGAUCUUCUCCAGAGCCUUCAGGUUUCGAGGCUGCUGCCGGGCAACACGGACUUUCAGCUCCCUCCAUAGAUUUUCUAUCGGGUUCAGAUCUGGUGACUUGCUAGGCCACUCCAGGACCUUAAGAUGCUUAUUACGGAGCCACUCUUUAGUUGCCUUGGCUGUGUGUUUUGAGUCGUUGUCAUGCUGGAAGACCCAGCCACGACCCAUCUUCAGGGCUCUCACUGAAGGAAGGAGGUUGUCAGCCAAGAUCUGGCGAUACAUAGCCCCAUCCAUCCUCCCCUCAAUACGGUGCAGUCGUCUUGUACCCUUGGCAGAGAAGCAGCCCCAAAAAAUGAUGUUUCCUCCUCCAUGUUUCAUGGUUGGGAUGGUGUUCUUGGGGUUGUACUCAUCUUUCUUUUUCCUCCAAACACGACGAGCCGAGUUUAGACCAAAAAGUUCAAGUUUGGUCUCAUCCGACCACGUGACCUUCUCCCAUUGGUCCUCUGGAUCAUCCAGAUGGUCAGUGGCAAACUUCAGACGUGUCUGGACAUGCACUGGCUUCAGCAGCGGGACCUUGCGUGCGCUGUAGGAUUUGAAUCCAUGACAGCGUAAUGUGUUUCCGAUGGUUUUCUUCGAGACUGUGGUUCCAGCUCUCUUCAGGUCAUUGACCAGGUUCUGCCGUGUAGUUCUGGGCUGAUCCCUCACCAUCCUCAUGGUCAGUGAUGCCCCACGAGGUGAGAUCUUGCAUGGAGCCCCAGAACAAGGCAGAUUGACCGUCAACUUGAACUUCUUCCAUUUUCUAAUAAUCGCUCCAACAGUUGUUACCUUCUCACCAAGCUGCUUGUUUUUUUUCCUGUAGCCCAUCCCAGCCUUGUGCAGGUCUAUUAUUUUAUUCCUGAUGUCCUUACACAGCUCUUUGGUCUUGGCCAUUGUGGAGAGGUUGGAGUUUGUUUGUUUGUUUGAGCAUGUUAACAGGUGUCUUUUAUACAGGUAACAAGUUCAAACAAGUGCAGUUACUUCCGGUAAUGAGUGGAGAACAGGAGGGGGUUCUUAAAAAAGAACUAAGAGCCGAAAUAUUUACUAGUUGGUAAUGUAUCAAAUAAUUAUUUCAUGCAGUUAAAUAUAAAUUUAUUAUUUAAAAAUUAUACAAUGUGAUUUUCUGGAUUUUUGUAUUAGAUUCUGUCCCUCACAGUUGAAGAGAACUUAUGAUACAAAUUACAGACCUCUACAUGGCUCACACGUGGGGAAACCAACAAAAUCUGCAGUGUAUCAAAUGCUUGUUCUCCCCACUGUAUUUACUCUUUUGAAGGUUUAAAAAAAAAAAUUUUUUUUUAACAGUUUUUCUUUGCUUGGAUCGAUUAUUUAUCAUCUAACAUAUCGGAGAAAAUGCGAUUGUAACAAAAAAUAAAUAAAAUUAAGCGAUAGUUAUGAGGUAGAUAUCUGACUUUUUUACAGACGCCAUUUUUUUCAUUGUGACGUCAUUUGUUUAAAAGUUUAAAAUAUUCGAGUGAAUAUAUAAUUUUUAGGGCUGUCAAACGAUUAAAAUUUUUAAUCGAGUUAAUUACAGCUUAAAAAUUGUAAUUAAUCGCAAUUCAAACCAUCUAUAAAGUAUGCCAUAUUUUUCCGUAAAUUAUUGUUGGAAUGGAAAGAUUAGACACAAGAUGGAUAUAUACAUUCAACAUACGGUAUAUAAGUAUUUGUUUAUUAUAACAAUAAAUCAACAAGAUGGCAUUAAUAUUAUUAACAUUCUGUUAAAGCGAUCCAUGGAUAGAAAGACUUGUAGUUCUUAAAAGAUAAAUGUUAGUACAAGUUAUAGAAAUUUUAUAUUAAAACCCCUCUUGUUGAUAUCAAUAAUUACACAAUGCUCAUGGGUGCUGAAGCCCAUAAAAUCAGUCGCACCCUAGCGCCAGCAGAGGGCGACAAAUCUCCAAAAAACAACAGGUGGACAUUGCACUGUGCUGUCAUUUUAAUCCGUUUGAGCGGGGCAUGUGCGUUAAUUGCGUCAAAUAUUUUAACGUGAUUAAUUUAAAAAAUUAAUUACCGCCCAUUAAUGUGAUAAUUUUGACAGUUUUUUUAAACGAAAUAUAAGACAUCAAUUAAUGAUUCUAAGCUAAAAAUGACACAUUUUGAAUAAGAAAUAUAAUAUAUACCUUCUAUUUAUGGCUAGGUUGAAACAAGCGGUUGAGCGACAUCUGUAAACGGGGGUUUCCAGGGUAAAACGGACAAAUUAAAAAUAGUUCGGGGGCUUAAUGAGCCAUGAAUCUGCUAUGGCAGAAUAUAGACAUAUAGUUCAAUCAAACACAAAAUUUGUUUUGGCUUAAAAUACAGUUAAAAAAAAUACUUUUUCAGUCUUGUCUGUGUUUUCCGCCAUAUUUAUAUCUGUAGCACUGCAAUGCAUGCUAGGAGGCAUGUUGGACGACAACAGCGUUGACAGCAGGUGGAAGCAGAGGUUGACUGUCUCCCCCAAGGGAGGAGUGAUGACCAAAUGAAGCUUCUUGAAGCAAUGAAACUUUGCAGCCAGUUGGUUCAAAUCUUCAUGGUGGUUCAUUUGGUCUCGUAACAGUCUUAUGAUGCCGCUGUCAAAUAAAGUGUUACUGGAUACUAUCUUUUGGUGUAAAUAUCCCAAAAUACAGUGAGGACAGAUGCGGCUUAUCUAUUAACAAAUGCCGUUUUCGUGUUAAGUUUGGUGGGUGGCGGCUUAUAAUCAUUAUUAUAGUCCGAAAAUUACAGCAAUUUCCACCACUAUCAUGAAUCCACAUUUAAGAAAGUUUGGACACCCCUUGGUUAAACGUACAUUUGAACUGUGACUUUCCCAUGUGUCUCUCACCAGGCAGGUGUAGGGUGACGCUAUUAGUAACCGCUUCAGAGCCAUUGACGGUGCUAGGUGUCCAAUCCAUUUUGACUAGUAGGGCAGGCAUCGAUCAUUCAAAGGCAGCCAAUAAGUUAAAAUGGUUCAGUUCAGUUUUUAGCAGGUUUUCUCGAACGUGAAUAAUUUGGAUUUUCAAUUAAAAUUGGAUGCAUCUUCACAUUAUCGAGUGUACAGCGUAACGGUCUCCACCCAGGGGUUUGUCGGUGAAUUAUUGAGUAGCAAAUGGGCAGAAAUAGUCUUGCGAUGUGUUGAGUGGAACGUGUAGCGUGUAGAACAAGUCUCAUGUUUUUAAAAUGGUGAUCAAACGGGUUGUAAAACUCUCUGGGCCGUCAGAUGGAUUUUGUCUGUUUGCCGUAUACGUCGUCACGUUAGUAGUGGAACUGUUCUGCGGAAGAAUAUUUUUUUAAAUAGCUAUUAAAAACCCCGGGAGAUUGCGUAGGUAUGAAAAAAAACAUAGGAAUAUAUGCGUCUACCAUGUAUUUAGUGGACAGACUUGUUGUUCAAAAUGGAUUUGCACAAAAGUGAAAGGAUUUAAGCCUGCCUUGUUUGUCACUGCACGUGUUUUUUUGUUUUUUAUUCCCAUAUUCGAUUGCUUGUUACCAACUCUCACCCCCAUUGUCAGUUUCCAGCUGUGAGAAGGCCCAGUUCCCUCUCCUUUCCAAAGAGAACCCACAUCUUUGUAGCUCCACCACAGACGCCUGCAGUGUUAUUACAUUAAGUGGGGGGGGGGGGGGGGGGGGGUCUAUAUUAUAUAUUCUUUGCGAGCAAAACAAGGUAAUACUGCUGUAUCCAUAUUUAGCAUGAGUAGUCGCUGCGCCCCACUCUCCCGUCUUAGAAGGAAAUGAACAAGGCUAGUAGGCACAUGUAACUGCUUGUAUUGAGAGAUGGCUGACAAUUCCGUAUUCAUUGAAUGUACUGUCGUAUGGUUUUGAAAGCUAGGAUGAGCUCAAAUCUUAGUCACAUUUUGUUAUCGGUCCUUGUUUGUCUAAGGUAUUUUUUGUAUACAAAAGGUUUACAUUUUUAUGUCUAUUUUUCUUGUGUACAAGUUAUGUAAUAUGUGUACAAACACUGUAUGUAAUAUCUGUAUAUAGUGUGACAAAUUUGAUCUUUUGUUUUUGGAUGUAUAAAUAAACUUGCUGUGAGGUAUUUGCUGACACAAAUAGGUCUUGUUUUUUGUCUGUGUGAAAUUCACCGAGUGUAUACUUGUACUUUUUUCCAAACUCAUUUUAUUUUAGGCGGUGUCUAGGGUUGCUCCUAUCAUGUUUUUUUGCUCCCGAUCCGAUCCCGAUAUUUCCCGAUCCGAUUGUUUUUGUUCUUUUGCUCCCGAUUCAAUUCAUCAUUCCCGAUAAAUUUUCCCGAUCAUAUACAUUUUGGCAAUGCAUUAAGAAAAAAAUGAAUAAAACUCGGAGGAAUAUAUACAUUCAAC